AUGACCAUUUACGAUGCGCUGGGAUUACUAGCGCACUUCCUUAUGUUACUGAUGAUAUUUCAGCAAGAAAUUUGGCCUGAAGAUACAGAAACCAGGGAAUGUAGGUUGGAACAAGUCUAUCUAGAGCGGGCAGCUAGAGAAACAGCAGGUUACGUGGCCUCCCACAAGUGGAAUCGGUCAGCGUACCAAGAUGCGUCGGAGAACGGCUUCGCUGCAGCCGCCUAUCUGCGGUUCGAAGAAGAGGGUAAAGUGAAAUGUGCGCUCAUUCGCGCGAAGACAAUAGUAGCCCCGUUACAAUUCGUGCCGAUUCCCAGACUAGAGCUACAAGCCACCUAG
Molecule: messenger RNA, 336 nt
Organism: Wyeomyia smithii (pitcher-plant mosquito)
Lineage: Eukaryota; Metazoa; Arthropoda; Insecta; Diptera; Culicidae
Exons: 2
Coding region: 1-336 (111 amino acids)
Source: RefSeq, a predicted model, not a curated record